UACUUGCUCAAGCCUCAAACUUUAAAUCACCUCCAUUCCUCUCCGCGACGUACGUCGCCGGCACCGCUUAUAUAGCGGCGAUCCGCGGAACUGUAACCGCCACCGUCUAGAGUGGACGGCCAAAAAGCACUAGUUUUCUCCAGCUAUUUCAUUGGUGGCAGAUAAAGAGUAAAAAUGGUGCAGUAUAAUUUCAAGAAGAUUACUGUUGUGCCCACGGGGAAGGAUUUUAUUGACAUAAUUCUCUCUCGCACACAACGGCGAACACCUACCCAAGUUCACAAGGGAUAUGCCAUUUCACGUCUUCGGCAGUUUUACAUGCGCAAAGUGAAGUUUACCCAGCAGAAUUUCCAUGAUAAGCUUUCCACCAUUAUCGAAGAGUUUCCCCGGCUUGAUGAUAUCCAUCCUUUCUAUGGUGACCUGCUCCAUGUUCUCUACAACAAAGACCAUUACAAGCUUGCUUUGGGCCAAAUUAACACGGCGAGGAACUUGAUUGGUAAGAUUGCUAAGGACUAUGUCAAAUUACUGAAGUAUGGAGAUUCUCUUUAUCGAUGCAAGUCACUGAAAGUCGCUGCUCUUGGGCGCAUGUGUACUGUAAUUAAACGAGUUAGCCCUAGUUUGGCUUAUCUUGAACAGAUUAGACAACACAUGGCAAGAUUACCUUCAAUUGAUCCAAAUACUCGAACAAUCUUGAUCUGUGGGUACCCUAAUGUUGGCAAGAGCUCAUUCAUCAACAAAAUCACCAGGGCUGAUGUUGACGUACAACCAUAUGCGUUCACCACAAAGUCAUUGUUUGUUGGUCAUACUGACUAUAAGUAUCUGAGGUAUCAGGUGAUUGACACGCCGGGAAUUCUUGAUAGGCCAUUUGAGGAUCGCAACAUCAUUGAGAUGUGCAGCAUUACAGCUCUUGCCCAUCUCAGAGCAGCUGUGUUGUUUUUCCUCGAUAUCUCUGGUUCUUGUGGAUAUAGCAUUGCACAGCAGGCAGCUCUUUUCCACAGCAUCAAAUCACUAUUUAUGAACAAACCACUAAUCAUAGUCUGUAAUAAGACCGACUUGCAGCCACUGGAAGGGAUCUCUGAAGACGAUAGGAAGUUGGUCAUGGAGAUGAAGGCAGAAGCUAUGAAAACUGUGAUAGGUCAAGGCGGUGAACCAACAGAUGAUAAUAGUGUCCUGUUGACAAUGAGCACUCUAACUGAGGAGGGUGUAAUUUCUGUAAAAAAUGCUGCAUGUGAGAGAUUAUUGGAUCAGAGGGUGGAAUUGAAAAUGAAGUCAAAGAAAUUAAAUGACUGUCUGAACCGUUUCCAUGUUGCGAUGCCUAAGCCGCGUGACCAGAAGGAGAGGCCACCUUGUAUACCUCAGGCUGUUUUGGAAGCCAAAGCUAAGAAAGCUGAGGAAACUGCAGAGAAAGAGAAGAGGAAAUUGGAGAGAGAUCUGGAAAAUGAGAAUGGAGGUGCAGGUGUCUACUCCGCGAGCUUGAAGAAGCACUAUAUUUUAGCGGACGAUGAAUGGAAAGAAGAUGUCAUGCCAGAAAUUCUUGAUGGACACAAUGUAUAUGACUUCAUUGACCCUGAUAUACUGAUGAGGCUUGAGGAGUUGGAGCGAGAAGAAAGUGCUCUCCAGGGGCUGGAGGCAGAUGAUGAUUUUGAGAUGGAUGGGGCUGAGCUGACGCCUGAAGAAAAAGCAGCACUUGCAGAGAUCAGGAAGAAGAAAAGUUUGCUUAUUCAGCAGCACAGAAUUAAAAAGAGCACAGCUGAGAGCCGGCCAACUGUGCCUAGGAAAUUUGAUAAAGACAAACAAUUUACAGCAGAAAGAAUGGGGAGGCAACUAUCAUCUUUGGGGCUUGAUCCAACCAUGGCAAUUAACCGUGCUCGUAGCAAGUCUAGGGGUCGUAAGAGGGAGAGAUCCCCUGACAGGGGUGUCAAUGAUGGUCUUCAUUCCAUGGAAGUGGAUGGUGACCAACAAAACAAGAAGCUCCGCUUGAGGUCGAGGUCUGCUUCUAGAUCAAGGUCAAAAUCACGGCCACCAGGUGAGGUGGUCCCAGGAGAGGGCUUCAAAGACACUGCUCAGAAGAAGAAGGCUAUUAAAAUGGCCAAGGGUUCUAGCAAGAAGAGGAACAAGGAUGCUCGCAGAGGAGAGGCAGACAGAGUCAUUCCUACUCUCAAACCAAAACACUUGUUCUCUGGCAAGCGCUCAACUGGAAAAACAGACAGACGUUAGUAAAAUCAAGAUCAGUUAGCAUAAUUGAGGAAUGGAGCAAAGACAAUCUAGUGAAUAUGCUCAAGUCUUUCUCAUCAUCUUUCAUUAUCCAAUAUCUGAUGUCAUCCAUUGCUUCUCCUGUAGCAGAGGAAUUCCCUCUGUUAUGGAUUCAUAUACAACAGCCUGUGGAGUGCCAUCUAUGGGGGAGCUGUAUCGGAUAUGCUGUACAACUGCAGCUUGCUAUUGUGGAGAAUCUCUUUGUUUGUUGAUUAGAUCAUUCUGCCCCCUUUCUCUGAUGUUAGUGCAAUUUUGAUCCUUAAAAUGGUUUUGCUUAAGUUUUGUUUUACUUAAAUAUUUACAGAUGCUUUGGUCACGAUUUAGUUGAAUACCAAUUCGUACUGUAAUCAGAGGUUGUUAUCAAACUUGUUAUAAAGAAGCGGAACUGCAGCCAGCAUGGUGUAUCUUUAUGGUUCUUGCCUGUUUUAUGCUGGCAAAAGAUAACAUGUCUGCUGACACUAAUUGUUUGUUUAUCUGUCUAUCUAUCUGCAUUGGUGUAUCUAUCUACAUUGUUGUAAGGUUCUAGUUGAGAGACGGCAGUAAUGGUAGAGUGCAUAUGCAGCUGGCCGAGCUGAUUGGCUCAAGUGUCGCCUCUCAGUAAGUCAAAACAGCUGCAUAUAUUGAAAACAUUGAUGGUACAAAUAACCAGCUCUUGCC
Sesamum indicum (sesame) is the source of this 2907-nucleotide messenger RNA. RefSeq names its product nucleolar GTP-binding protein 1. Gene Ontology annotation, molecular function: GTP binding. The record is from RefSeq and is a predicted model, not a curated record. NCBI's taxonomy places the organism in Eukaryota, Viridiplantae, Streptophyta, Magnoliopsida, Lamiales, Pedaliaceae.